CGGAAAUAUCUAUUUUAGCCCUCUCGAUUUAUUUAAACCAGACUGUUACAUUAACACAAGCCUGCCUCUCACUCUCUCUCACUCUCUCAAUGCUUCGCAAGAACAAAUCCAGCGAAAACGUAAGAGGAUGAUUCUGUGAACGAUCUGCAAAAUCAAUCUCUUUCCUGUGAAAAUUCUUGAAACUAUUCAACAUUCAAUCCGUGAUCUUGCUGAAUUUAUCAUUGGACAGAUUCAUUCCAAAUCGAUCGGCCAUGGAUUUCGAUUACGCUCGCUACAUGCUCACAGGCGCCGCGGUGAAAAACGAAAGCGCCGAUCCCUGUUCUUCAAAGUCAUCUCUCUACAGGAAGCAUCUCGCUGAAAUCUUGAACAUCAACAGAUCGAGGAUUCUGGCUUUCAAGAACAAAGCGCCGCCAUCUUCAAAGCACACUUCCAAUUCUUCUUCUUCUUCUUCUUCUUCCCCUAUCCGCCAUAGAAAAUUAACAAAGCAGAAACGACGAAUUCACAAGUUUCCAGAGAGGAUCUUGGAUGCUCCUGACACCAUCGAUGAUUUCUACCUUGAUUUAUUGGAUUGGAGCAGCGGCGACGUCAUUGCUAUCGCAUUGAAAAAUGAUAUCUACCUGUGGUCCGCCUCCGAUGGUUCCACCGUUGAGCUUCUCUCUGCCUCCGAUGAAAUCGGGCCGGUGACGAGCGUCAGAUGGGCUGCAGAUGGGAGGCAUCUCGCAGUUGGCUUCACUAAUUCCCAUGUCCAAAUCUGGGAUACUUCAGCUAUGCGAAAGCUGAGGACGCUUCAAGGAGGGCAUCAUCUAAGGGUGAGUUCCCUUGAUUGGAACAAAGACAUCCUAACAAGCGCAGGAAUGGACGGUUUGAUCAUAAACAACGACGUGAGAGUGCAAUCGCACAUUGUGAGCACGUACCGUGGGCACAACGAUGAGGUGUGUGGUCUGAGAUGGUGCCCCUCGGGAGGCCAGUUAGCGAGCGGGGGGGACGACAACCUAGUCCACAUAUGGUCUCUCUCUUCCAAUCAAUGGAUCCAUCGCUUCGAGGAGCACUCUGCUGCAGUCAAAGCCCUUUCCUGGUCCCCUUUCCAUAGCGGCCUCCUUGCAACUGGUGGGGGGCUUGGAGACGAGCGCAUCAGGUUCUGGAACACCAACACCGGGGCGUGCCUCAACUCAGUCGAGACUGGAUCACAGGUCUGCUCACUGCUGUGGAGCUCGCACGAGAGGGAGCUUCUCAGCGCGCACGGCUUCAGUAGCAACCAGCUCACUCUUUGGAGAUACCCUUCCAUGGUUAAGAUGGUUGAGCUUGAAGGCCAUACUUCUAGAGUGCUUAGCAUGGUCAAGAGCCCGGACGGAUAUAAAGUAGCAUCGAUUGCUGGUGAUGAGACGCUGAGGAUCUGGAAUGGAGUUUUCGCGACUCCUCCAAAGGGGAAGAGCGCGGAGGAGAGGAGGCGGGAGCCCUUUCCGAACAUACCUCGUAUCAGAUAGAUCAACUCCAUCCCUUGUUGGUGUUAAGAUUUUUUGUAGAACAGUAGUAAAAAUAUAAAACAGAACAAGCCUGUCUUGGCAUUUUUAACAUUAAUUCUGGAUAAAACCAUCACUUGAGUUGUUUGUAAUACUAAGAUGAUACAAUAAAAUAGACCAUUUACAUGGAA
Salvia splendens (bonfire salvia) is the source of this 1651-nucleotide messenger RNA. RefSeq names its product cell division cycle 20.1, cofactor of APC complex. The transcript is spliced from 5 exons. The record is from RefSeq and is a predicted model, not a curated record. Gene Ontology annotation, cellular component: anaphase-promoting complex. Bases 252 to 1484 code for a protein of 410 amino acids. Gene Ontology annotation, biological process: anaphase-promoting complex-dependent catabolic process; positive regulation of ubiquitin protein ligase activity; positive regulation of anaphase-promoting complex-dependent catabolic process. Gene Ontology annotation, molecular function: anaphase-promoting complex binding; protein binding; ubiquitin ligase activator activity. NCBI's taxonomy places the organism in Eukaryota, Viridiplantae, Streptophyta, Magnoliopsida, Lamiales, Lamiaceae.